UGUUAUUAUCAGUGAGCAGCGGGAUAUGAGCUGUGAGCGGUGCGUUGGAGAUGCCGCAGACAGUUGCAGUUUCACUUACAGAUGCAUAAACAAGGAAGCUGCCGGAUAAAUAAAAAUCAUAAUUCAGCAAAGACUAAAAGAUCUUCACAACGAGGAUUUUAAGGACAUCGGAUUUCAAAAUAGUGCUCCGGCGCAACGCAACCGGUCGAAGGAUACUAGAAGCUACGCAGCUCCUUUAAUCACUCGACUCGAAGUAAACAAGAGAGUGAAUGUUGACAACUAAGUGCUGAGUAAGCCACAGAGUGUGAUGCUGCCUCGAGCUGGAGGAGCGUUAGUGCAGACGACACAAAAAAUCGACGCUCACGCGGUAGUAGUUUAAGACAGGGGAAAUUAUCGAAUUUUGCUAUCCGUUUGUGUUGUUAGAAAAGUAGCCUUUUAGCAACUUAGGGGCCGUUCAGACCGAACGUGUUAUUGCACAUUACAAAACCUAGACGCAGUGUAACGAAUCGAACAGAAACGCACGAGACGCGUCGCAACGGGCAAAGACGUCCGUCAAGCGCAUGUUUACAUAGAAAAACAGCAUAGGCGGACGCUAAACGUGUUCGGUGUGAACGGCCCCUAAGCAAGUCAGCAGCUAAUGUCUUCGAAGGUGACGUCUUUGUUUUAAUGCGGGAUUUUCUGUGUGUAUUAGUAGCCAAACAUUGGCUGUGGCUUGCAUCAUAAUGUUAUUUUAGAAACAGGUUUGUAGCCUUUAAAUAGUGGGGUUUAUACAGAUCAAUAAAAGUGCUGUCAACAGAGAGUCUGUCAAAAUGAUGGAACCCCAGGAAAAUAUUGAGCAGGAUGACACCGCAUCAUCGACAUCACCGCAACCCACAUCUCUGCCUCGUCAGCGCGUCUCUCUGCAGAAGAGCAGCGUGUGUUCGCGCUCCUACUUCAUGGUGGUUAUGGUUUUCUUCCACGUUUACAUCAUCAAUGUCAUUGCACUUCUGCUGUAUGUUCAUUAUAAUAACGGCUCUAACACGAGCACGUCAAACCGGGAUUUCACGAGUCGAGGUAGCAGUCAUAAAGUUACCGGAUCACCGGAUUUGCAGACUCCUGCAGACUCUGGAUUCCCUCGAAAUAUGUAUCUUCCACGCAUUGAAGGAAUACGGGUGGGUCAUGUUCAGAAAGUGUCAUUGGUGCCAGGCAAAGUCCAUGUGAUGAAGACACUCAGUCUAAAGCCCCUACUGUUUGAGAUCCCUGAAUUUCUGUCAGAGGAGGAGUGUAGUGUAGUUGUGCACCUGGCUCAGCUGAAGGGUUUGAUGGAGAGUCAGGUUAUGGUUCCUGAAGGUCAAGAGGAGCUUAAUCAGCAGCUUAACCUAAGUCCCGAAGAAAUCUUUAAUUUCCUUGACCUCAACCAGGAUGGCCAACUGCAACCUCAUGAGAUAUUGACACACUCUCGAGUGAGAGAUGGAAUCUGGUUAACUUCCGAGAACCUUAAGGAAAUCUAUGAUGGCCUAAAAGUUGAUCAGGAUGGAAAUGGUCUCUUGAGUUUAGAGGAGUUCGGAUGUCUGAGAAGUGAUGCCUUUCAGCAUUUUCUGCUACAGCGUGGAGUGGAGAGGAGCCAGCUGGUGAGGAACAGCAGACAUACCUGGCUCUACCAGGGCCAGGGAGCACAUUGGGUCCUACAAGACCUCCGCAAAAGAGUGACACGUUUAACACGACUCCCAUCCUCGCUGGUGGAGUUAAGUGAACCGCUUCAAGUAGUGCGCUAUGAGCAGGGAGGCCAUUACCACGCUCAUCAUGAUAGUGGGCCAGUGUACCCUGAAACAGCCUGUACACACACUCACCUCGCUGCCAACACCACAUCCCCAUUCCAGACUUCCUGCAGGUAUAUCACAGUUUUGUUUUACCUUAAUAAUGUAGAAGAAGGAGGGGAAACAACCUUUCCGGUGGCAGAUAACAGGACCUAUGAAGAAGCGUCAUUGAUACAGAAUGAUGUGGAUCUGUUGGACACGAGGAAACACUGUGAUAAAGGCAACCUGAGAGUGAAGCCCACUAAGGGGACAGCGGUUUUCUGGUAUAACUAUCUUUCCGAUGGCAGAGGUUGGGUGGGUGAUCAGGAUGAGUACUCUCUUCAUGGGGGCUGUGUGGUCACGCGAGGGACCAAGUGGGUCGCUAAUAAUUGGAUCAAUGUAGACCCAGACUACCAGCGGCAGGCACGCUACCAACAGUUUGUUUCACAACAACAAGAGACACAGGAGCAGGAAGAACUGAUUUCAGAACUGAACUCGGACCAGCACACAGAAACACACCAAGACCUGUAAAAAUACACAGCAUGUUCUGUAGCACACACACUUCUACUUAGAGCAAUGCACAACACAUACACAUACUCACUUGUGUGUCAUGAUCUAUAGAUAGUUACUCACUCUCUUAUCACACAUACACACCCACACCCAUGCAUGCCAAGACUAAUAGACACAUUACCAUUCGAUUACCAGCAGAAAAUCGCGUGUACACACACACACACAUACCUCAGGAUCACUCAUACACCCCAAAGCAUUUAAACACACUGACCUCAUUCGCAGACACAUACCAAUACAUAUACAAAAUACGUCUGUUUGUGUCUCAUUCAAAAAAAAAACAAAAAAAAAACAUUAUAAAAAAGACAUCUCUUCAUAUUCAGAACUGAAUGAGGCUUCACCCGAUCUCCAGCAGUCCCAGUGACUAAGUUGGAACUUCUACUAGGUUGGAUUCAGGGAUAAGCAAGAAUAAGCUUGAGCUUUAUUUAAUUGUGAACGACAAUGCUACUGUUCCGAUUGUAGAUAUCUGAAGGAAUUAUUAUUUAUUUUUUCAUGGAAAUGCAGCCAUAUUUGAUAACUAUGUUUACAUAUUGUGUUUACACUCUAGUGUACCUUUUAAAAGCCACAUGCACACUGCAGCUAAAGAUGGUUUUAGGGUAGUGACAACCGCAUACUUCAACAGGAUUCGCUCACUAAAAAUUAACCGAAUUGAACAAAUAGUUGUUAAUGCAGUGACAUAUUAAUUAGUAAUUUGCAGCUACAAAGCAGCAUCAGAGCUAACUGUGGCAGUGCUGGCACUGGAUCUCACGUGAUCCGCCUCCUGAUACCAUUGGAUAGUGUAGUUGAGUAGGAAUAACUACUAAUAACACACAGUACAGCGACUUGGUGACCUCCAGCAAUUUAUUAGUCAUGUGUGAACUCCAAAAGUGUGCGACACCUCCACAGACGUUUAGGGUUAGGUAAGGUGCUCCCUAUAUCUUUGCUGGCGAUUUGGAGCUCCUGCCCCUUUUUGGAGCUCUGUCUGCAGCUAUACCCUUCUCAAACAAUUUGCAGUGUGUAUGUGGCCAAAGAGUGUGAAAAAUAUUCAGUUGCUUUCUACUGAAGAGAAUUUCGCACAUUUAAAAUUCCCAAAUGUGUUUGAGGAAGAUGACCUGCAGAGGGUGUUAAAGAAAUAUUCCGGGUUCAAUACAAGUUAAGCUCAGUCGACAGCAUUUGUGGCAUAAUGUUGAUUACCACAAAAAUUAACAAUUAGUUUAGUUUGUCCCUCCUUUUCUUCAAAAAACAAAAACAUUACAAUACUCACCUUUUCAAAAGUAUAGUUACAAGAAGUAAACAAUAUGCAUGUUAACAUGAUUUUAGUGUGAUAAAAUAGCUUACUAACCUUUUUUGUGUAUUUUACAGCUUCAAUGCCAUUACUAUCCCCUACUCUUUAAAAAAUCUAAAAUCGAGGUUACAGUGAGGCACUUACAAUGGAAGUGAAUGGGGGCCAAUUUUUUAUUACGACAUUAAAUACUCACUUUUUCAUAAGUAUAGCCACAAGACAUAAUAUGCAUGUAAACAUGAUUUUAGUGUCAUAAAGUUGAUUACUAACUUUUUUUGUGGCAAGUUAUAGCCGAUUUUACAACUUCGUUUCCACAACGAUGUAAUGUCAACAAACCUUUAAACCCUAAAAUGACUGUAAAAAUUACAAUUUAAACAACUUUACAGCUCAAAUAAUACAUGAGUUUUAACAGAAGAACUUAUGUAAAUGCUUUUAUAAAAUUAUAAGCUUCACAAUUCUGUCUUUUUAAACCCUCCAAAAAUGGGCCACAUUCACUUCCAUUGUAAGUGCCUCACUGUAACCUUAUUUUUUGCUUUUUUAAAAAGAAAAGGUGAGACGAGUCUAAACUAAUUUUUGCGGUAAUCAACAUUAUGCCACAAAUGCUUUCGAUUGAGCUUAACUUGUAUUGAACUCAGAAUAUUCCUUGAAGCAUUAGAUAGUUGUAGUUUCAAUGAACUACAGGUUUGUUUACUAGCUUUAGUAACUAAAAACACCAGGAGGUCCAACCUAUGUGACAUGUAGUAAGCCUCCAUCUCUGCCAGAUGUUUCUUGCACUUAUUCCCUCUCAGAUACUCCUGAAGAUAAGCAUGUUAAACUUGCACAAUCUUGUAUGAUUUGUUUGGAUUUUAGUCAUUUAUAUUGAAAUGUUUUAUUUAGUAAUUACAAUGUUUGCCUUUUAUGAAUUGCAUCCAAAGAAGACUAACUGAAAUUAAUUUUAUUUAUUUAUUGUUUAUUUAUUGUAGUUUAGUCACACUGUUGCUGUGACCUUAAAAUGCACAGAAUCACUUUCUUCAAUAAAAUAUUAAAUAAAGACAAGUCAUGCCUAAGUAAGUUUCUUUAAAAACACACGACUUUUAUACUCUCAAAAAAUAAAUUUUCCUCCAAUUUGAUGAUUUGUUAUCACAAAACUCAUAAAUCACAGUAAUUGCAUUUCAAUUAAAAAUAGGUAUUCACCUUAGAAACGAGUAAUCAUUCAAAUUUACAAUAUUCCCUUACUAGUAACCUAAAACCAGAAAUUGAAACAAACAUGCAUAAUACGUUUUAAAAGACUACAUUUCAUAAACAUCUCAAAUCAGAACACUGAAGUAACAGUUGUACCUUAUUACUCCCAACUCCUGACCAAAAUGCUAGUAGAUAAGU
Messenger RNA from Myxocyprinus asiaticus (Chinese sucker), 4962 nucleotides. RefSeq names its product prolyl 4-hydroxylase, transmembrane b (gene p4htmb). Lineage: Eukaryota; Metazoa; Chordata; Actinopteri; Cypriniformes; Catostomidae. The record is from RefSeq and is a predicted model, not a curated record. Gene Ontology annotation, cellular component: endoplasmic reticulum. Gene Ontology annotation, biological process: peptidyl-proline hydroxylation to 4-hydroxy-L-proline. The transcript is spliced from 9 exons. The coding region runs from base 810 to 2306 and encodes 498 amino acids. Gene Ontology annotation, molecular function: L-ascorbic acid binding; iron ion binding; procollagen-proline 4-dioxygenase activity.